AUGGGAAAUCGUCAACCCGACGGUGUAUUUCAUGGGAGAAUAUACCUUGGUCCCGUUUUCCGACGACCCCUGCCGCCGACGACCUCCAAGGCUAAGCCGUUCAAAUACACCGGCCAACCAGCGGACAUAGCCUUGAUUGAACAGAUCGCCAAGCUCCUGGGGCAGAACAAGAUUCCCUGCCAUGUGAUCAAUGACGGUAUGUGGCGGCACUUUGGCUGCCAGAAUCCUAUCAACUCCCUCGACCUCGUCAUCCCGCGGUCCCUGCAGGAGCAGGCGGUCCAGGUCUUGCGCAAGGCCAACUUCGACGAUGGCUGCCGCCUUAUUGAGAAGAUCUGUCUUUGGAAGGACCAGGAAUACAACUACGAAGCAGCCCCGUCCCCGGGGGAAGAGCUCCAUGUGGAUCUCAACCUGUUCAGCCACGAGGACUGGUUCCCGACCGUGGAGCUUCCGGCCUGUGGUCCGCUGGCCGAAGAUGAUGAGACCUACCUGGUCUCGACCGAUACGCGUCUCGCCUCGUGCGAGCAGGCCACCUACGAGGUCAAGAUGUUCCAGCCGGCGCGGAUGGUGGAAGGCCUAAUCCGCCUCGCCUUCCGCGACUAUUACCUGUACGGGCCCCAGCAUCUGGAUUACAUCUCAUUGUCCGACAGCUGCAUGUGGGUGGAGCAACUCUCCAAUAUUUUCUCCUCGUUGAUCCCGGAGAAAGAAGAGGACGGUACUGCUACUGCUGCUGCUGCUGCUGCUGAGGAGCCCCGCAGCGGGGCCCCGCCUCCCUGGGCCCGUGCUCGCGUGAACAAAGCCUUCACCAAGGCGCCUGAGCUCACCCUGAGGGGUCUUGAUCCUCGAUGGCUUCGCCUCGAAAAUUUCCAUGGACCGUGGUUCUACUACUUACAGAUGACCAAUAUGAUAAAGGAUGGCGGGGUAUACCCGACUCCACAAAGGAUACUGGACCUCCAUAUCUUCCGAAGAGCCUUCCAGGUGUGUAGUUGCUACCAUAUAUUGGGCACUCUCGCCUGGGUCCUUGAACCUAAUGGCGUCUUUCCGGAAGACAUCAGUCCCUUCCCGAUGAAGAGUAUUCUGGCUUGGCAGAGUUUGACUGAUCGCUUCCCGCACCUGAAGGAGAAGAGCGACCAAGCCCGGGGACCAGACGAGUGGCUGACUCCCCAGGACUACAAGAAUGCCAUCCGCUGGCGCAGGCGCGAUUACACAUGGAAUCUGGAUGGCAGCCAGCCCAGAUACGAACCUCGCCUUGCGGCAGCAGGUAACACCUAG
Aspergillus japonicus CBS 114.51 is the source of this 1269-nucleotide messenger RNA. RefSeq lists its product as uncharacterized. Bases 1 to 1269 code for a protein of 422 amino acids. The transcript has 2 exons. NCBI's taxonomy places the organism in Eukaryota, Fungi, Ascomycota, Eurotiomycetes, Eurotiales, Aspergillaceae. The record is from RefSeq and is a predicted model, not a curated record.